Molecule: messenger RNA, 1195 nt
Organism: Galdieria sulphuraria
Lineage: Eukaryota; Rhodophyta; Bangiophyceae; Galdieriales; Galdieriaceae
Product: methyltransferase
Exons: 1
Coding region: 99-1157 (352 amino acids)
Molecular function (GO): methyltransferase activity
Source: RefSeq, a predicted model, not a curated record
AAGAGGUGGAAUAUUGAUCGGAAUAGGAUCCAACAAUAUUAGAAAGCUUGCAAACAAAGACUUUGAUGAAACAACCCAGCAGCCUUUAACAAGUUGGAAUGUUGGGUGAUCGAUGGUAUUGUAGAAAAUUAUUCUAUUUGUUUAGUUGCUUUUUAAGCAGCAAACGAUAUGCUAGUGGGUUGACUCGUACUUAUUUAUCUCAACGCUGGAUAGUUUUAUCGAAAAGAAAACAAGUCUUUGGUAAAAGAGUCGAAUUAUUGUGUACUUCUUCGAAAGGAAAAAACCAAAAGGAAACAAAUAGUGGCUGUCUUUAUGUAGUUUCCACGCCCAUCGGAAACUUGGCAGAUGUUUCUACUCGUUGUUUAGAAACACUUCGUAAAGUAGACAUCAUCGCAGCGGAGGACACUAGACAAACAUGGAAACUGUUACAACACUUUGGUAUCCAAAAAGUACAGUUCAGUUUACACCAACACAACUCGGUUGAAAGAAUUCCUAAACUUUUGGAAUGUUUUCGUCAAGGCAAAGCAGUUGCUUUGGUUUGUGACGCUGGAACGCCGUGUAUCUCCGAUCCUGGUCAUAUAGUGAUAGAAGCGUGUCAUCACAAUAGGAUUCCUGUGUAUCCGGUGCCAGGGGCGUGUGCUUUGACUACAGCUUUAUCCGUGUGUGGAUUUCCCAUACCUCCUUUUACUUUCUAUGGAUUCCUUCCUAUAAAAGGAGGUGAGAGACAACAAUUGUUGGAAGAAAUAAAGAAUACGAAACACGUCGUUGCAUUAUAUGAAGCUCCUCAUCGGUUGAUGCUUACAUUGAAUGAUUUAUUACAACAUGAAUUAUCAGAUAGGAGGAUUCUGGUGGCUCGUGAGCUUACUAAAGUGUAUGAAGAAUUGCAUUGGAGUACAGUUACAAGUGCAGUGGAGUAUUUUGGAGAGAAACAAGUGAAAGGAGAACUAACGUUGAUUCUUGACCGAUGGGAUGUAUCAUCAGAUAAGGAUACGGAAAGGAAGAUGCUUUCAGCGGAUGAUAUUCUGAAAACUCUUUUAAAUGCAAAUAUUGGUAGUGGCAGUGCUUCUAAGGUGAUAGCUAGCCUUUAUAAUGUGCCUAAACAAGAAUGGUAUAAGAGAGCAGUAGAAAUAAGAGAAAAACUUUCUAAAAGUACAUAGUGUAUCUAAUAUGGACAGAUAAAUGAAGUUCAUCCAGU